This is a messenger RNA of Pseudocercospora fijiensis CIRAD86, 402 nucleotides long. RefSeq lists its product as uncharacterized. Gene Ontology annotation, molecular function: DNA binding; protein dimerization activity; DNA-directed RNA polymerase activity. Gene Ontology annotation, cellular component: RNA polymerase III complex; RNA polymerase I complex. The transcript has 3 exons. The coding region runs from base 1 to 402 and encodes 133 amino acids. Gene Ontology annotation, biological process: DNA-templated transcription. NCBI's taxonomy places the organism in Eukaryota, Fungi, Ascomycota, Dothideomycetes, Mycosphaerellales, Mycosphaerellaceae. The record is from RefSeq and is a predicted model, not a curated record.
AUGUCCAACGAUACUGAGAUGCAAGAUGCGACCGGCGGCGCUGAGGUGAACGGUGCCGGAGAGGACUUCGCUUUCGAGAAGCAACGACUGCGACUGUUGCCCGGUUCAACGACGACAGCCGCAUCAUUUGCGUUUGAGAAAGAAGACCAUACACUUGGCAACGCGCUAAGAUAUAUGAUCAUGAAGAACCCCGACGUCGAAUUCUGCGGCUACUCCAUCCCACACCCUUCAGAAGCCGUCAUGAACCUGCGCAUCCAGACAUGGGACGGCGUCAGUGUUUUUGACGUGCUCCGCAAAGGUCUGGAAGAUCUUGCGGAUCUUUGCGAUGCGGUCGAGGAGAAAUUCACGGAGGCGAGGGAUGAGUUUAACGCUGCGAAUCCUGAGCGCAAUGCUGCCACAUGA